Eucalyptus grandis is the source of this 1320-nucleotide messenger RNA. Its product is annotated as receptor-like protein 15. The transcript is spliced from 2 exons. Lineage: Eukaryota; Viridiplantae; Streptophyta; Magnoliopsida; Myrtales; Myrtaceae. The record is from RefSeq and is a predicted model, not a curated record. Bases 1 to 1320 code for a protein of 439 amino acids. Gene Ontology annotation, molecular function: protein binding.
AUGGCAUCAGCCCCUGCCUUUGCACCCCUCAUAUUGUGGACUCUUCUCGUGUUUCAAUCAUUUGAGUUUGGCCAUUCUGAAGCUUUCGCCAAUGUGAGCUGCUUUGGUACAGAGAGAGAAGCUCUCUUGAAAUUCAGGCAAGGUCUCAUCGACCAUUCUAAACGCUUGUUAUCAUGGACUAACAAGGACUGUUGUGAGUGGAAAGGAGUCGAAUGCAACGAAAAGAGUGGCCAUGUUUUCAAACUCGAUCUUUGUAAUCCAUUCUGUGAGACCCUCCCCAACGGAUAUGUCUCAUGUUCAGAUAAGAGCAGCUUGGCAGAUGGUCAAAUUCUGAAAAACUUCAGCAGUCUCUACAAGUUGCGUGUAUUAGGGUUGGCGUAUAAUAGCUUUGAUGGAGACGUUGGGAGCAUCAUCCAUGGUCCUUUGGAGUCGGCACAAAGUGACUUGAGAAUUUGUGAUUUCAGUGCCAAUAAUUUCAGUGGCCAUAUACCAAACCAAUUUGGGAGUUUCAGGGAUCUCGAGUACCUAAGUCUAUCAGAAAACUCAAUGUCGGGACCUAUUCCGGUAACUUUGGGGGAGCUAUCAUCUCUAAGAGAGUUGGAUCUCAGCUACAACAAAUUGAGUGGAAACAUCCCGGAAAGUAUUGGACGACUAUCUAGACUAGAGAGUUUUUACAUAUUAAAUAAUUCAUUGGACGGAGUUGUUGGUGAAUUGCACUUUGCAAAUCUCACGAGCCUGACCUAUUUGUUCAUUUCGGCUAAUGAACUUGUUUUAAGUUUUGAUCCCGCCUGGGUUCCUCCAUUCCAACUUCAAAUGAUUGGCAUGUCAGAUGUUGGUGUGGGACCGAAAUUUCCAUUGUGGCUUCGAACACAAAGGAAUAUUUCAGUUUUGUUCAUGGCCAAUGCAAACAUCUCAGAUGAAGUUCCUAAUUGGCUUUCCGACAUUUUACUUAACGUUGAAUGGCUUGAUCUCAGUAAUAAUAUGCUCAAAGGCCCCAUUUCCAGAAUGGACGGAAACAAGAUGCCACUGUUAAGAUAUCUUUUUCUUUCUGGUAACAAUCUCAGUGGCAGCAUACCGAAUUCUCUAUGGGCAAUGGAGAACCUAUAUUAUCUUAAUCUGUCAAAGAACCAACUAUCCGGGACACUACCCUCUCUAAGCCCCAUUUCCAGAAUGGACGGAAACAAGAUGCCACCGUUAAAAUAUCUUUAUCUUGCUGGUAACAAUCUCAGCGGCAGCAUCCCAAAUUCACUAUGUGCGAUGGAGAACCUAUUUUAUCUUGAUCUGUCAAAGAACCAUCUGGGAGACUACCCUUAUGUCUGA